This is a messenger RNA of Mesorhabditis belari, 372 nucleotides long. The record is from the annotation of a GenBank genome assembly. Lineage: Eukaryota; Metazoa; Nematoda; Chromadorea; Rhabditida; Rhabditidae.
AUGCGCUCCGGAUCGACGGUGCUCGACUCAAUCGCGCCGAAAGCCGCUUCUAAGGGUCCUACAGCUGAAAAGGAAAAUAACGUACCCAUCGGAUAUCAGCAAACGAACAAAAUUAUGGUGCAGCAAAUUGACAAUUUGAGGCUCGAGGUGGCCAACGGCAAAGACAAACAAGCGCCUGAAACUCUUAAAGUUGUGCCACGUUCAGUAAAGCGAAAAGCCGCAGUCGAAUUGGAGACGCCAAGGUUGGCGGCUGGAAAAGCAAAUGAGCAAAUGUUACCACCCGGGACCCCACUCGACUUCCCGAAUCCACUCAUUGAGACGGAUACAGUGAGAAGACGUCGUCAGGCGACGGGCCGCCCCGCCGAAAGCCCC